AUGUAUGGUGUUCUUGGGCUGGAUCACCGGGGCGCCAUCAAAUGUGCUGUUAUCAACAAUGUCAGACACGUCAGUUACCGAAUGAAUGGAAAAACGACGGACGACAACGUCUUGACACAGUGCACUGGGAAGAGAGAGAUUGUCACUGUCAAGAAGCUCCGCGACGAGAUGCGGUUUGUUUUAGAUCGUCGGGAAAAGGGCAAGAGUAUACGAAAGGAUAAAAUGGCAUUAUUCCCCGGCAGAAAGGGGAACAUCGGCGUUUCCAGGGUGAAACUCUUCAAAUUUGAUGUUGAUGUCAACCUCGAGCCGGCUCCGCCACUAGAUGACACACACGCCUUCUUGCAGCAUGGCGCAGUGGUAGCGUGCGGGGCCCAUAUAUCGAUGGAAUGCAUUACACUUGUUCUUUCGCGGGCCGUGGCCACUCGGUCGCGCUUGGAAAACUUGAUUUUGCUUCUGCCUGUCUCACAAUACCUCGUAUCUCGCACUGGAGGGCCUGUUACGCAUAACUGUCGUCGCCGUGGCACAUCGAUGUCUUUGCUAUCUAUUAAACAGGGGGUUGAUAUCAUCGAAGUCGGCGUACCACUUCACAAUACGGGAUAUCGACUGCUCGUGUGCGUACUAUCCUCCUUCGAGGAGAGGCUCCGCCAUUCACGCACGUCGAUACAGCCCGACGAAAAUCCAGAAUUAUUUCUUUUCGUACUUGACCAAUUUUCACCUUUGAAAUCAUCGUUGAUCGUCAAACCAGCAACGAAAAGGCCAUAG
This is a messenger RNA of Guyanagaster necrorhizus, 762 nucleotides long. RefSeq lists its product as uncharacterized. The transcript is spliced from 6 exons. The record is from RefSeq and is a predicted model, not a curated record. The coding region runs from base 1 to 762 and encodes 253 amino acids. NCBI's taxonomy places the organism in Eukaryota, Fungi, Basidiomycota, Agaricomycetes, Agaricales, Physalacriaceae.